Molecule: messenger RNA, 1760 nt
Organism: Aspergillus caelatus
Lineage: Eukaryota; Fungi; Ascomycota; Eurotiomycetes; Eurotiales; Aspergillaceae
Exons: 3
Coding region: 24-1760 (578 amino acids)
Source: RefSeq, a predicted model, not a curated record
AGAGACUACAGCAACAACCAAACAUGCGAAUCCUAUCCUUUUUAUCCAAACAGUUGUCUAGGGGUCCAUUCUCCAGCAAAAAAGGUCCAAGUUCAAGAUUGCUUUCUGCCCAGCGUCCAUGCUUCGCGAAGGCAGACUCACCAGACCAGGAGGCUACUGCUCCAGACAUAUCCAUCAUGGACGCAAGAGAGUUGGCUCAUGUAUCACAAGACUCUGUACCAUCUGUGGCGCAAGCAGCUGUUCAUCUGCUUUUAAUGGAUACCAUAUGGACAUGGAAACAUAAUAUAACUACUGGCGAGACUGCUAACAAGUUGCUUAGUUUACCCACAGUCGAUGGGUUGACUUCGCAAUGGGACGACGAAAAAAGGUCUCUUCAAUUAUUAGCCGGAGUAAUGGAGGCUGCUGUUCCAAGGUUCUAUGCGUGGUGGAUUACUGUGGACCACAGGCUGACAAAAGAAAUCCCUAAAAAUGGGUUCCUUGAAUUGCCUGCAGAUCUUCUACCACCAUUAGAUGUUAUGAUAAUAUGGCAUGCAUAUAUGUUGCAACCAGGUCUCUAUGCGGACGAUUGCUCUCGGUUGCAAGUGCCUGAUAUGCGCCGUAUACUGUUCCCCUGGCAGGCUAUAUACAAUGCAAUUGAUAUCAUGACGCUGGAAUAUAAAAUACCAUCAGUUGCGGAGGACUUUUUUGAAUUAAUCACCGGACAGUCAGUAGAUCUAGUAGAGGAGCUUGUUACGACGGCAAAUCUUUGGGUCUACCGCAUUCGAUGUCCCUAUUGCCAGAUCACCAAGAAGAUGCCAAUCUUGAAUAAUGUCCAAACGGAUGACAUUCAUCAAGGCUUUGAGCUGGAAUGUGAUUGCGGAUAUAUACCAUCAGUGGAUGCGCUUCGUCAAGACCUCCUUCAUUUACAACAAACGGGAAAUAUGUGUGUGCGGGGAGCCUAUUCAAGUUCAUCCUUAGGACACGCUCUUCGUCUGUUGGUUAGUAGAAUCCCAGAACCAUCUCUGCAGCCCUUCGCCAAACGAGAAGACCUCAUUCGUGCUAUUCAAGCUGCGAGUUCAGAGACUAGUGACUCAACAUGGGCGGUUGAGAGGCUCCUUUCAUUAUAUAUACCCACAUCCCCUGUGACUGAGGCUACUUCUGCUCACUACUCAUCGGUCCUACGCGCGAUGUGCUUCGUCGAUAAAAUGCACCAAUAUUGCUGGUUGCGCUCGCCCGCUCUCUGCUAUCGUGCUAAUAGCAACAGUAUCUCAGUAUCCAUUGGCACUUUGCCCCGAGCACAGCAAAAAUAUCAGAACUUUUUGCAAGUAGCUCGGCAGCCGGAAAAUAUUCCAAUAACGCCAACUUCAGAUGUGGGUUUAUUCUGGCAUACUCAUCAGCUAUCCCCUGGUCCCUACAGGCAAUUCUGCAUUCGACAGUUGGGUCGAUUUAUGGACUAUGACGAUAAAGUAGCUCAUGAGGUUCUCGAUAAGAACUUUGCUGCUACACAAGACAGUUAUUCGCGCGAGCUCAGCGGGGAGUACGAUACAUGUCUUUGUUGGGCAUGUGAGCUCGAACGGAAUGAUCAUGAGCUUGCCAUUGAUGAUCCUGGCAUUUCAUCAGGUUCGGAUGAUCUCCAUGAGUGGGCUCGCCGAGUUGCUGUUGUUUUCUGGAAAGAGGUCGAGGAUCAGCGGCAACGAGGACAGCCUGGCCUGGCACGAGAAAGCCUGAGGGAAGUACUUGCUAGGACGCGCCAGGAGAGGAUUGUAUCGCGGUUUGGAUAG